UUCGCGGCAAAAAAGAGGCAAUGCAAGUGGCGGGAGAUUCUGACAGGCGAGUUAGGGGAUAACAAGGGACCAAGUUGGACAAAGGUCUCUUCACAAAUGGAUCACCGUAAGAGGCAGAAUGGAGGGACGCACAAUGGCGGUUCGGCACAGGCCAAACGGGGGAAACCGGGGGUCGAGUGGGAGGACAGCCCGUCCCUGUUUGAGGAAGAGCUGGCCCAGUUCGACGACCCGGACAUGGAGGCAGAGUCUGGAGAGGGGCAGGCUGGCCACGACGUCAUCCCCAUGGCUGACCUGUUCUCAGCAGAGCUGAACCCCAGAUGGCCGCGUCCGGCCGCUCCUCCCCUCAACCAGUACACCCAGGACCUCGUCUUCCAGCAGAUCGACCUGGACUACUACCUGGGAACGGCAGUGGCAGGUAUGCCUGGUCAGUCCACGGGGAAGGUUCCUGUUAUCCGCAUGUUUGGAGUGACUGAUGCUGGACACAGCGUGUGCUGCCACGUGCACGGGUUCGCCCCAUACUUCUACGUCCCUGCCCCAAACGGUUUUACUCGUGACCACCUGGCUGAGUUCCAAAGGGAGCUGAACUCUGUGGUGCUGAAGGACAUGCGCUCCAACAAGGACAACAUCUCCGUCACCGUGCUCGCCGUCGACAUCACACGCAAAGAGAGUAUGUAUGGCUACCAUGGUAACCGUCCUCAUGACUUCCUGCGUAUCACCAUGGCGAUGCCUCGUCUGAUUGCCCCGGCCAAGCGUCUGCUGGAGCAGGGCUUCAAGUUCGCCAGCUUCCCCACACAGUCCUACUCGCCCUACGAGGCAAACAUCGACUUUGAAAUCAGGUUCAUGGUGGACUGUGACGUAGUGGGCUGCUGCUGGAUUGAGCUUCCAAAAGGGAAGUACCGCGCCAGGCAGGAGAAGGACCCUGGCCAGAUGGACUCCAGAUCCCCAGGGAUGUUCUCUCUGUGUCAGUAUGAGGUAGAUGUAGCAUGGACGGAUAUGAUCAGUCACCCAGCUGAAGGAGACUAUCAGCGCAUCGCUCCACUACGAAUCCUCAGCUUUGAUAUCGAGUGUGCCGGAAGGAAAGGCAUCUUCCCUGAGGCGGAGGUGGACCCUGUGAUCCAGAUCGCCUCCAUGGUGCAGCGGCAGGGGGAGAAGGAGCCCUUCGUACGCACCGUCUUCACCCUGCAGACCUGCGCCAGCAUCGUGGGCUCCCAGAUCCUCUGCUUCCAACAGGAGAAGAUGAUGCUGCAGCGAUGGGCAGAAUUUGUGCGGGCUGUGGACCCUGACAUCAUCACGGGUUACAACAUCCAGAAUUUCGACUUGCCGUACCUGCUGAACAGAGCUGCUACCCUAAAGGUGAACGCGUUCCCCUACCUGGGUCGCAUGAGGGGCAUCCGCUCGGUGCUGAAGGACUCCACCUUCCAGAGCAAGCAGAUGGGCCGCAGGGAGAACAAGACCGUCAACAUGGAGGGCAGGGUGCAGUUUGACCUGCUCCAGGUUCUGCUGAGGGACUACAAGCUGCGCUCCUACACACUCAACGCCGUCUCCUUCCACUUCCUGCAAGAGCAGAAGGAAGAUGUGCAACACUCCAUCAUCACUGACCUACAGAAUGGCAAUGAGCAGACUCGUCGGCGUCUGGCGGUGUACUGCCUGAAGGACGCCUACCUGCCCCUGCGGCUGCUGCAGAAGCUGAUGUGCGUCAUCAACUACAUGGAGAUGGCCAGGGUGACCGGCGUGCCCCUCACCUACCUGCUGUCCAGAGGGCAGCAGAUCAAAGUGGUCUCCCAGCUCCUCAGACAGGCCAUGAAACAGGACCUAGUGAUGCCCGUGCUGCGGAGUGACGGAGGGGAGGACUACACAGGGGCUACUGUCAUCGAGCCUGUAAAAGGGUACUAUAAUAUUCCCAUCGCCACACUGGAUUUCUCCUCUCUAUACCCGUCUAUCAUGAUGGCCCACAACCUCUGUUACACAACACUACUGCCCAAGGGCAACGCUGAAAAACUUGGUCUAUCUGCUGAGGACUUCAUCAAGACUCCGACGGGUGAUCUAUUUGUGAAGCACUCGGUGAGGAAAGGCCUGCUGCCAGAGAUCCUGGAGAACCUGCUCAGCGCCAGGAAGAGGGCGAAGGCUGAGCUGAAGAAGGAGACUGACCCGUUUAAGAAGCAAGUCCUGGACGGCCGGCAGCUGGCUUUGAAGAUCAGUGCCAACUCUGUGUACGGCUUCACGGGCGCCCAGGUGGGCAAGCUGCCAUGCCUGGAGAUCUCACAGAGUGUGACUGGCUUUGGCAGACAGAUGAUUGAACAGACCAAACAGCUGGUCGAGUCCAAGUAUACCGUCGCCAACGGAUACCAAGCUGAUGCCAAGGUAAUCUACGGGGAUACGGACUCUGUGAUGGUGAAGAUGGGAGUGGCUACAGUGAGCGAGGCCAUGGAGGUGGGCAGGGAGGCGGCCGAGUGGGUGUCCUCACACUUCGUCCAACCCAUCAAGCUAGAGUUCGAAAAGGUGUACUACCCGUAUCUGCUGAUCAACAAGAAGCGCUACGCCGGCCUCUACUUCUCCUCCAGCGCUGAGGUGCACGACAAGAUGGACUGCAAGGGUAUCGAGACGGUGCGCAGGGACAACUGCCCCCUGGUGGCCAACCUCAUCAACACAUGCCUGCAGAAGAUCCUCAUUGACAGGGACCCUAAUGGAGCAGUGUCCCACGCUAAAGAGGUCAUCUCAGACCUGCUCUGCAACCGCAUCGACAUCAGCCAGCUGGUCAUCACCAAGGAGCUGACGCGCACCGCACAGGAGUACGCUGGCAAACAGGCACACGUGGAACUCGCAGAGAGGAUGCGUAAGCGUGAUGCCGGCAGUGCUCCUAACCUGGGCGACCGAGUCCCUUAUGUCAUCAUACAAGCUGCCAAAGGAGUCGCCGCCUAUAUGAAGUCUGAGGACCCCAUCUACGUGCUGGAGAACAACAUCCCCAUAGACACCCAGUACUACCUGGAGCAGCAGCUGUCCAAGCCCCUGCUGAGGAUCUUUGAGCCCAUCCUGGGGGAGAGCAAGGCGGAGAGUGUCCUGCUCAAGGGGGAUCAUACGCGCUGUAAGACGGUGUUGACGUCCAAGGUGGGGGGCCUGAUGGCCUUCGCCCAGAAGAGAAGCACCUGCAUCGGCUGCCGAGCUGUGCUCAAGACCGACGCGGCUGUAUGCAAUUUUUGUAAGAAGAGGGAAUCGGAGUUAUAUCAAAAAGAGGUCUCUCACAUGUCAUCUCUGGAGGAGCGCUUCUCCCGGCUGUGGACGCAGUGUCAGCGCUGUCAGGGAUCCCUGCACGAGGACGUGCUCUGCACCAGUCGAGACUGCCCCAUUUUCUACAUGAGGAAGAAGGUGCAGAAGGACCUGGAUGAUCAGCAGAAGCUCGUCUCUCGAUUCGGCUGGUGAAGCUCCACCUGCGUUGAAGCUCUUUUCUCUGGUCUUGCUGUCUAGUCUCUUUAUAAUGUGAAGAAUGAUGGUUUGACUUGUGUAUAAAGUAAUCACUGACUAUGUAUAUGUACACAUAUGACUUUUUUCUAUAGAAUACACUGCAUUUCUUUUGUA
This is a messenger RNA of Engraulis encrasicolus (European anchovy), 3573 nucleotides long. RefSeq names its product polymerase (DNA directed), delta 1, catalytic subunit (gene pold1). The record is from RefSeq and is a predicted model, not a curated record. Bases 97 to 3417 code for a protein of 1106 amino acids. Gene Ontology annotation, biological process: nucleotide-excision repair, DNA gap filling; DNA-templated DNA replication; DNA replication proofreading. Lineage: Eukaryota; Metazoa; Chordata; Actinopteri; Clupeiformes; Engraulidae. Gene Ontology annotation, cellular component: delta DNA polymerase complex. Gene Ontology annotation, molecular function: DNA-directed DNA polymerase activity; 3'-5'-DNA exonuclease activity; nucleotide binding. The transcript has 27 exons.